Molecule: messenger RNA, 534 nt
Organism: Portunus trituberculatus (swimming crab)
Lineage: Eukaryota; Metazoa; Arthropoda; Malacostraca; Decapoda; Portunidae
Exons: 1
Coding region: 1-534 (177 amino acids)
Source: RefSeq, a predicted model, not a curated record
AUGGCCUCUGUACACCGAGAACACUGGUCCCUGGCUCUUCCUCUGGUUCUCCUCAGCAUCAGGUCCUCUCUGAAGGAAGACCUCCAGCACUCGCCAGCUGAACUGGUUUAUGGCACUAGUCUUCGUCUUCCAGGUAAGAUAAUGGCACCCACUCCUGCUUCUCCUCCAAGCAGCACCCAAGACUUCGCCUCUCACCUGAAAAGUGCCAUGAGCCACCUCCAGCCAGUGCCACCUCGUUCCUUGCCGAGAAAACCUUCGUCAGCCAGGACCUUGCUGACUGCAUGUACGUGUUCAUUCAUGUGGAUGCUAUACACUCUCCUCUCAUGCAACCCUACCAAGGCCCCUACUGUGUCCUGCGACGCACACGAAAAAGUCACCAUCGACAGGAACGGUUCCUUGGACUCCGUCUCCAUCGACCGAGUGAAGCCGGCCCACCUGUUGGAACCCACCAACACAGCUGUCCUUGCUGCCACCAUGACACCCGACUCCAAAGCCACCACACAGAGAAUUUGUUUCUCACUACCUCGCCACUAG